Molecule: messenger RNA, 1590 nt
Organism: Lates calcarifer (barramundi perch)
Lineage: Eukaryota; Metazoa; Chordata; Actinopteri; Centropomidae
Gene: mylpfb
Product: myosin light chain, phosphorylatable, fast skeletal muscle b
Exons: 6
Coding region: 142-654 (170 amino acids)
Biological process (GO): skeletal muscle tissue development
Cellular component (GO): cytoplasm
Molecular function (GO): calcium ion binding
Source: RefSeq, a predicted model, not a curated record
GCCAAACCUGAUGGUGUGGCUAAAGUUAGCCCCCUGUGGGCUAGUAUAUAAGGCCCCAAGGGGCCAUUGCUUACAUGUCAGUCACAUCGGCUUGGCGUAGGCUUCUCUUCUUGACCAACAACAACCCCACAAACUUGAGAGAUGGCACCCAAGAAGGCCAAGAGGAGACAGCAGCAGGGUGAGGGUGGAUCCUCCAAUGUGUUCUCCAUGUUUGAGCAGAGCCAGAUCCAGGAGUACAAGGAGGCUUUCACAAUCAUCGACCAGAACAGAGAUGGCAUCAUCAGCAAGGAUGACCUCAGGGACGUGCUGGCCACCAUGGGCCAACUGAAUGUGAAGAAUGAGGAGCUGGAGGCCAUGGUGAAGGAGGCCAGCGGCCCCAUCAACUUCACCGUUUUCCUGACCAUGUUCGGCGAGAAGCUGAAGGGCGCUGAUCCCGAGGACGUUAUCGUGAGUGCUUUCAAGGUCCUGGACCCCGAGGGCACCGGCUCCAUCAAGAAGGAAUUCCUUGAGGAGCUCCUGACCACCCAGUGCGACAGGUUCACCGCUGAGGAGAUGACCAACCUGUGGGCUGCUUUCCCCCCUGAUGUGGCUGGCAAUGUGGACUACAAGAACAUCUGCUACGUCAUCACACACGGAGAGGAAAAGGAAGAGUAAAUCUUUCCCAACCCCUCUGAAGAUCUCUACCUCCGUUCAAACCCCACCAUACUCGCCCCACCCACCAUCUACACGCUCCCUCUUCUCCGUCAAAAUGUGGCUUCCUCGCACACGCUCACGCCCUCGGCCCACUCUUUCCGCUUGCCAGCUCACUACGAAGAAAAAAAAAAAGACUUGUCUCCUUCAUCGAGAUACACAGUGAGAGGACUGAACGCUGUGGGGGGUGUUUGUGUGUGAGUACCAGCAGGGGAACAUGGGAUUAUUUUCAAUAAAAAUAAUCUUGUGACACUGAAACACUCUCUCUAUCUCUGUCCCUGCCUCUUGUCCCUCCUCCUUUUCCUCCCAUUACUCACUCUGUCCUUCUGUGUUGAGCCCAACAGUGCAUGCAUCAUACCUACGUGCGGCGUGUAUGCAUAUGCAGUCCAGUGUAUACAGUGGUCAGUCGAAAAAAAAGAAAGAAAAGAAAACGUCUCUUGGGUGCUGUGGUGCAUGCACAGUCACUUGCUUGAAACAAGUAAGCAGCCUGACCUCUGCGGUCUGUUAGUCUUAACCCUGACACUGAGUGUUUAAUGGGUCUGUCCUUUUGUUUGCAUAAGAGAGGAGUGUACACUUAAGGAGUGGGAGUACUGUACUAUAAUAGCUUCCCUACCCCUCUCUUUUUAAACCUGUCUCUCCCUCUCUUAUACACAGGUAUGAAAGGGAAAGUUGCAGUGAAAAGAGGAAAGCAUGGUUUUUCAAAAACUUGUAAAUAGAGAAAGAGAUGGUGAAGGAUGGUGAGCGGGAGGCAAGAAAAGAAAUAAACAGAAGUAAAACAUCUUUGUUUUGGACUCUUCUUCCUCCCUCUCACUGCUGUUUCUCUCCUGCUGUUGUGACUGUGUCUGUGUCUCUCCACUGUAACGAAUAAAGAAGCACAAAUAAAAUCCGUUAUCUUUCGUA